GAAUAUAUAUAUUCCAAACCCUACUAGUUAGGCACCCAUUCUGAAAACCUCAUUCAUUUCAUGCUAAAGAGCUAAUAAAGUUAUUCUAAAAAUCAAAAUGACUCUUGAGAUUUCAGAAUGGUUCCAAAAUUCCAUACCCACCACAAUCUUCACCUUGUUUUUCACCUUCACACUUAUCUUCUCCAUCUUCUCAUUCCUUAUCUUCAUCUCAAGAAUGAAACUAUGGUGCAACUGCCACAUUUGUUGGAGCUACAUAACCAUGAAUUGGGCCAAAGAGUUUAUAAACCUUAGUGAUUGGUACACUCACCUCCUCAAAAAAUCACCAACUGGAACCAUCCACAUCCAUGUGCUCAACAACACCAUCACAUGCAACCCACAAAACAUAGAACACAUGCUCAAAACCCGUUUUGAUAACUACCCAAAAGGAAAACCAUUCUCUACAAUCCUUGGUGAUCUUCUUGGUAAUGGAAUAUUUAACGUUGACGGUGUUUCAUGGAACUUUCAACGUAAAAUGGCAAGUCUUGAACUCACAAGUGUAACGGUACGUUCCUACGCUUUAGAAAUUAUUAACGAAGAAAUUCACACGAGACUUGUUCCUUUUUUGUUUUCAUUUUCACGUGAUGAAAAAGUUUUUGAUUUACAAGACAUCAUGCGACGUUUUUCUUUUGACAACAUAUGCAAAUUUUCGUUUGGUUGGGAUCCACAAUGUCUUCAACUUUCUUUACCGGUGUCGGAUUUAGCUGCAGCGUUUGACACGGCUUCGAAGAUUUCAGCUCGACGUGCAUUGUCACCAUCACCGUUGAUAUGGAAAAUCAAACGGUUCUUCAAUAUUGGUUCAGAGAAGAAGCUUAAGGAAGCUAUCAACGUAGUGAACAAGUUAACGGAGAAAAUCAUAAAAAACCGUAAAGAAAUUGGUUUUUCAGCGAGAAAUGAUCUUCUUUCAAGGUUUAUGUGUUCGGUAAAUGAGGAAAAAUAUUUAAGAGACAUAGUUGCGAGUUUUUUAUUGGCUGGUCGCGACACGGUGGCAGCAGGGUUGACUUGUUUGUUUUGGUUGUUAUCGAAGAACCAAGAAGUGGAGGAAAAGAUUCAGGAGGAAGUGAACCGGGUAAUGAACCCGGCCCAUGAAUAUGCGAGUUUCAAAGAAAUUCGUGAAAUGCACUACUUAAACGCUGUUGUUUAUGAAACACUAAGACUUUUUCCGCCGGUUCAAUUUGACUCAAAAUUUGCAAAAAAUGAUGACGUGUUACCAGAUGGAAGUUACGUGACAAAAGGGAGUCGGGUGACCUAUCACCCGUAUGCAAUGGGUAGGAUGGAGCGGGUUUGGGGAUCCGAUUGUAGGGUGUUUAAACCGGAGAGGUGGUUGAAAGAUGGGGUUUUUGUGAGUGAGAGUAUGUUUAAGUAUCCGGUUUUUCAAGGUGGUGCUAGGGUUUGUUUGGGGAAGGAAUUGGCUUUAAUGGAAAUGAAAUGUGUUGUUGUUGGUUUGAUUAGAAGGUUUGAGAUUCGGGUUGAUGGAGAUAAUCAAGAGCUUAAAUUCGGGCCGGGUCUUACUGCCUCUUUGAAGGAUGGGUUGAUGGUUCGGGUAUUUCAAAAAUAAUAUCACAUGGAAGUUCUAAUUAUUAUCUAUCUAUCUAUCUAUUGAAAAUAAAUCAUGUAUCAUGUAGUAUAUUAGUCAUGUAAUGGUGUAAAUAAUCAAUCCCACAAUCAAAUUGAAAGUUCAUCUUUCUCUUUGUCGGUUGUUAGAUUUUUGA
Messenger RNA from Medicago truncatula (barrel medic), 1748 nucleotides. Its product is annotated as cytochrome P450 94C1. Gene Ontology annotation, molecular function: heme binding; monooxygenase activity; iron ion binding. The coding region runs from base 98 to 1594 and encodes 498 amino acids. The transcript has a single exon. Lineage: Eukaryota; Viridiplantae; Streptophyta; Magnoliopsida; Fabales; Fabaceae. The record is from RefSeq and is a predicted model, not a curated record.